Messenger RNA from Lathyrus oleraceus (garden pea), 435 nucleotides. Its product is annotated as extensin-like. The transcript has a single exon. NCBI's taxonomy places the organism in Eukaryota, Viridiplantae, Streptophyta, Magnoliopsida, Fabales, Fabaceae. Bases 1 to 435 code for a protein of 144 amino acids. The record is from RefSeq and is a predicted model, not a curated record.
AUGCGAGAUCCCUCUGAGAAGUCCAAGAAGGCGAAGAAGGCAAAGCUGGAAGAAACUUCUGGGUCAAGACCUCCAGUCCCUCUGGCUGACUCUCCAAGUAAGUCUAUACCUCCUUCCCGCUCUGUAAAACUUAAGCUUAUUACUUCUUCUCUUCCCCAAACAACUCCUAUCUACACCUCAUCCGAAAUACCCCCCUCAACCACCAGAACCUCUAACCCACUAUCUCUCAAAUUUAACCUUGCAACCACUACAUUACCCGUUUCUGAAGCAGAGAUGUUGAAUGAAACUACCUCACCAUCAUCAUCCUCACCUUCAUCCCCACCAUACUAUAUUCUCUCAUCUGACAACGAACCUUCUGAUCAACAUCAAACACCACCAUUUGCACAACCUAAUCCACCUCCUGAACAACCAAUACCCUCACCAUCUGAACCUUAA